This is a messenger RNA of Manis javanica (Malayan pangolin), 1957 nucleotides long. The record is from RefSeq and is a predicted model, not a curated record. NCBI's taxonomy places the organism in Eukaryota, Metazoa, Chordata, Mammalia, Pholidota, Manidae.
AUGGGAGCCCUUAGGCCCCUGGAUCCUGAGGCAGAGCAGAAGCUGCUAGCACAAGUCCAGCCCACGCUGGGCUUGGUGGGCCGAGGGUACAGCGUGAACCUGCUGCUUUGGGGUCGGGAAACAGAGGCACCCCGGCUUGUGCCUCAGCUGCUGCAGAUGCUGUUUGAGGAAGCUCUGCCGCUCAGGGGCUCUGACUCUGCACCUAGUACUCUUAGCCUGGGGGCUCCACUGGGAGGAUCAUCUGAGCUGAAAGCUGGGAGAGACUUGGUUUGUAACGGGUGUCGUGCUUGUGUGAUCCCAGCUCAGUCCCCGCGGGAGGACUCGGGACCUGCGCUCUCCAGGGUCCGAGAACCUGUCAGUACCGGAUGCGGCUCCUCUGGGUUCAUGAGCAUCCGGGGCCCAACUGGGGUGGUGGGAGAUGCCGGUGAAGUGGAGGUGUCUGGCUCAAGUGCUGUCUCACAGCUGUACGUGCAGGCUGCAGGGGGUGAAGGCAGAGAUUGCCCCCUGCUACAGGUAUUGGCUGGUGAGGUUGUUGGUGAGCAGGCAGAGGGCUCUCGGCCCUGGACUGUCUCAUGGCUCCUGGAAGGAAACAACUACAGUGGCCUUCUUCUUUUUCUUCUGGACCCUCAAGGAAGCUCCCCGAGCUUGCUGCAGGCUGCUCUGUUGGGGACUGCGGGAAGGAGGAUGCUGGGGAAACAGGCAAGGCCCUCCCUGCGGGAUGCAGUGGAAGAGCCCUGGGCCCGCCAGGCUGGCCCGAAGAGCCUGCAUGCACGCCUCCUCGGGGCCACCCUGACGAGUGGGCUCAGGAAGCUGGGCAGGGCUCUGCGACAAUUGCCGGUGAGCAACCUGAGGCCUGGAAGUGGUGAAAGCCUGGAGUCGGUGCCCAGGAAGCCGGAUGCUCAAAGGGGUGCCCUGAACCACUGGAAUGUCUUCUCAUCCAACCUCUUGGGAGCCCCACUGAUGUCUGUCUUCCUCUCCUCCGUUUACAGAGCAGAACGGGCUGCUUUCCUACUGGGUCAGUUCAGGGGUAUAGGACCUUAUGGCUUCCACAGCACCCACUGGCAGAGUCAAUCUCUCUCUUCUCCCACUGUGGCCUCUGAGUCUGUCUGGGCUGUAGGUUCUUCUGGGCCAGUUAGGUCCUGGCAGACACCAGAUGUGGCCCUGCAAUUCUUCCUGGCCCAGGCCCAGAGACAGAGACUGCAAGAACAGCACCAAAUCUGGAUCCAAGAGGAACUGAAGCGUUUGGAACAGGAGGUGGUGGUGGCAGGUGACCAAGUCAAAGGACUAGUGGCUGGAGAAAAGGUCUCGGAAGAGAGGCAGAGAUGGCUCCUGGAGCAGACAGUGCUGAGACUCCAGCUGGGGACCCUCCCGGCAGAGCGGAACACCGCAGAGCAGGGCCUGGUAGCCCUCUUUGACCUGCACAUGUAGGCUGCCUGAGCUCAGACAUGCGGCAGGUCCGGCCACACCUGGCGGGAGCUAUUGGAGGAGCAGGCUGGGACCACAGAGCAUCGUUAUCACAGCCUGCUGGCCAGCAUCCUGCAAGACACCAUCAACCUGGCCACACAGAACCAGGAGCUACAAGCCCAGGACCAGCAGCUUCGGCAGGAUACAGACUAGGCUGGAUCCUUGCCUUAGGGAGAUAUGUGAUGACCAGGAAUCCUGCAGAAGCAGUUUCCUCUCUUAAGGGUCCUAAGAGGAGAGGAAGUUGGGUCACGAUAACCAAACUAACCUUCAUUAUGGAUAAUUAAUACCACUAACAUGGUCUCAUUGUGCCAGUCCCUGUUGAGUGCCUAAUAUCCGUUAUUUCAUUUAGGCUUUUCUACUACCCUACCAGUAGUAGCUACUAUUUGACUCCCAUUUCAGAGAUACAGCACCUAAAGCUAGGAGAGGUUAAGUAACUGCCUAAGGAGUCAGCUAAGUGGCAGAAUUAGAAUUCAUUCAUGCCUUAUUGGCUAUG